Porites lobata is the source of this 10973-nucleotide messenger RNA. The record is from the annotation of a GenBank genome assembly. NCBI's taxonomy places the organism in Eukaryota, Metazoa, Cnidaria, Anthozoa, Scleractinia, Poritidae.
AUGAAGAUUCUAUUGACAGUUUUACUUUUCAUCUCAGCGACUGCAGCGAUAAACAACUUGGUUGGCAUUCCAGACGAGAGAUUUCAACAAAUUGAGCAUAUUCUGAAAGGUAUAUAAUUUGUAUAUCUUUGUAGCGGUUUCUCAGCUAUUAUUCUAAGUUUUAACUUCGCACGGUUAUUUAUCCGGUCUUGGGCGUCAACUGAAAAAAGCCGUGAAACUGGCAAAAUAUCUGAACUUUUACUGUAAGAGAAUUAUUUUAAUGACUUAAAUGCGAAUUUUCCAUGUAUUCUGCAAAAGAGUUUUAAAAAUCAGUUCCAGUGACUUUAAUUUUUUGUUACCCCGGGCUAGUGAUGCAAAUUGGCAUUUUAGUUAAUACAAAAUCCGUUAGUACUAAUGAUUUUCAGUCACUAAGAACAUUCUCAAUGUUCUCGCCCUUGCGGUUAGUCAGUUUAAAAAACUUUACAAACGUAUACAUAGGUAACUAAACAGUCCAACGAGUUUGAUGAGAUGAUGAGAAAUGAACGUAAUAAUAUAUCAUUCGAGCACCAAGUUUCAGCUCCGGUGGUGGCUUGUAUGAGUGGAGAUUCCAAAAAAAAAUUCUUCGGUUAAAAUCAACCAAAAACCUUUGCAAAAGUUGUCAGCCGAUUAACGGGAACACUCGCUAGUGAAGUGAAGAAUCGGGCUGAAACUCGUUCCUUUCUCUUGGCGCAUGUCAACUUAAACCUAGACAAAAUGAAAGAUUCUGUCGGGUCCUAAUCAUCUUGCUAAAUCCAAAACAUUUGAACGACGUUUUCUUCUCAUAUUAAUCCAAGUUCGGGGCGAUCUGCACCAGUUUGAAAGAUUGUUUGUGAUUAGCUGAGAAAACAAUAGGGUUGUGACAUAACAAUGCCCGGCCUAUCCCUGGAAACAAGGGAAGUGCGGACUAAAGGGAACCAAUGAAAUAUGAGGUUUAGAACGAUGCAGGUCAACAGCAAUCUUCCUCGUCAAGCUCAAAAAGGGCACGCGCGUGAGAGGAGAGAGGACGCGCGUCCUCGCACUUUUCCUCGCAUCGCGUGGCCUUGGAGUGGGCGAAGACAGCUUAUAACCACAAAUCUAGUAAGUCUGGUCCUUGAUAUUGUGCCUGAUAUCCUACAAAGCAGCCAUUUAGUUACUUCAUCUGACGUAUUUAAUUAAUUCUCUUCAUUGCAGAAAAACGUUUGGAUAACAAACCAUACAGUUUUGAUACCACAGAUGGCCUUGGUAAUCUCUUUCAUAAUGUUCGACUGUUUGAUGUCAAAAACGAAGACGUUUUGAGAGCAAAUCGGGAAACUGAGUAUGCCGACGGAUCUGGAAUCAGUCCUCCAAAACCUGGUGCCAUCGAAGAAGCCGUAGAAAGCACUGUUCGUGCGGUAAGGAAGCUUACAGCUGUAUUUUUCUCUUAUAUAAGGCUGAAUAUACAGUACUACUACUAGGUUAAUCUUCAGUCCAAACUAUACCGCUUUUCUAGGUCAACGCACCAGGCUUUCAUCCAGAGACUAUGCGAUCAUGUUGUCUUGUGUUAAUAAAAAUUCUUGGCAAACCCUUACUCAAUUUCAAAGCGGUGCAAAUUACGAUUUCAUUUAUAUGCUUAGAAAGAGUUCGAAAAUCUUCAUACCGUUAUACUCCCAAGAGAAGAUAUCCUCUUUUGAAUCUGAUCGGAAGCUGAUAAACUUUCUCGUACACAGUAAGUUAUGUACAGUUUCCUCUUACCUAGAUUAAACGUAAAAAUCACCAAGAAAAUGCUUCUUAAUUCAUGAACUACGUGACUUUUUUUCAGUUUUAUUUAUUGCUAAUUUACUACUACUAUAUCCCUCAAUGAGUGUAUGCAACGGCGCGGAAUGUAACAUGAAAAACCCAUUGGGCCAACUUUUCCUAGUUAAACUGUAUCUUAAUUGUGUUAUCGAAAUAUGACCAAGAACUGAUCAUGUUCUCCCUUUCACAGAGAAUCAUUUUUAAAAUCUUUCUUUUAGAGUUUAAAGUACGCAAAAGAAACUCGGAAUACUUUGCUAGAAAUUAAGCUCACUUUUGACCGAAUUAAUGUUGUUGGAUCUCACUUUAACAAGUACAUAGCAGUUAAACUCUUGUCCAGGAUUGAGAUAGAACUGACUCAGCGUGAGGUCUGGGAAUCAUUUGCUUUACUGUACAGAUCGUUGCUGGUUGUUUUGAUAACUCUGAUGUUUCAUUGUAGUUGCUGAAAAUCGUUCCUGCUGUCAAGACACUGAAAGAGGCCAGAGACAAGCGAAGCAAAGGUAAAUAUUAAAUCAGUUCUGUUUUGGGCUGGUGUGCAGGUGGUAUAAUUAAUAGCAGUUGACUGUUUGGUAUUAUGUAUAUAGUGUUAAUUACAUUAUAUUAGCUGAAACCAAGUAAUAAUAGGACUAAGAGGGGAACGCCCAGUUCAGCCAUUGCGGUUUUUGAACUCAGUUACCGAAGUUGUUUUUAGACCAGUUGAACUCUUGAAAUUAUUCGAAGGUUUGUUUCCCUAGGGGUCCGCAAACGUUUUUCUAGUGUUGUUAAGAGAAAUUUAAACAAUGGUCAUUACCAUAAUCUGCAUUGUCUGCUUUGAGGCAGUCGUGCGUGCGCUUUUAAGUCGUUUCAAACAAUCGAUUAAAUGUGCGGACGUCUCAGGAGUAGCUUUAGUAAACAUACUAGUCUCUCUUCCUGACAACCUUGACGUUGCAAAGCGCCUUUUGAUUACUCAGACUGGAAAAAACUGAAUGCACCACUUACAAGAGCUAGGUCAUUCCGACAAUAUGAAUUUCUAGAAUAUUAAAUGUCUCUCCUGAGAGGGUGUAAGUAUAGGAGCCGGCUUCUGGUAAAUACAAUUGUUAUUGUCGAAUUGUAGCGCAAUGUUUUCUUUUUUUUUUUUUUUUGCUUUAACAACAUAACUGAAUCAAUUGUUUAAUCAUCCAUUACUCUAAUAUCGAAACCAGCUAACUGACAAACGUCACAAUAUAAGGUGCCUCCGAUAACUGGAAAAAUGAUGAUUAUGAUGAUGAUUGUCAUUAUCUGUACCUCAUCGAUUCUUCCUUAGUUCUGCCUUAACUUCAAGAUUACUUUUGUUUACUCACUUUAGAGUACUGGCAUGCAGCUGUAUAGUAAUAACGCAUUGUGUUUAUCAUCAUGAUUUAGAAUAUGCGAGACAGUUUGUCAGAGCUUUAAGGAACCCUAGGAAAAGUGACAACGCUGUUGAAGCCCUGUUAGGAGAACACAUUAUAAAACUGCAUAGAGGUUGCAAACAAAUCAAGCUGAAAUUUGCCAAACUUGCUAACAAAACUGGUAAGUUAGGGAGACUGUCAAUUGGCAAGUCUUGAAGACAAUAUGGAACAUUAUAAAUCUUUCAAAGACUUCAAGACAUCCAUCGUCAAACUCUCUAAAUGUCUGUUGUCUUCCUUUUCAAGUUAUUCACUGUAAAUUCGAAUUUAAUUAGCAUGAAUCUGAUUUCUUUGUAGAACUCAGAGGCUUGAUUUUAGUAUAUUAAUAAAAAUCAUGCUUUUAAAGACUACCCUCAGUCAGUUAAAGAGACAUUGUUUUCAUCAUUCUGUAGGAGUGUUUGUUUGCUUUCAUUUUUUUUAUCUUUAAAAAAUGGAAAACGAAAAUGAGUAUGAUGAAUGAACUGAAGGGACAAUUAACGAAUUAAAGCGGUCAAAAUUGUCUUUCAACUUUGACGAGUACGUUAAACACACGAAACAGUUUUUCCAACCUUAAAAAUUUUUCGGAUACUUCAGCGUCUUUUUAAAAUUCCAUACAAAUGUUCUAACCUUACCUGCUUUCACGUUCUUUCUAACAGGAUUGUUAGACAUGUUAGGCCAUGACGACUUAGAUUUUACAGCAAUUAUGGGUAAAGUUCUGGAAGAAGCAGAGCCUAAGGAGGCUGGUAAGUAGAGGAGCCGGAUCAAUUUGAGUUUCUGGGAGACUGCUCUCCUACCCCUCCCCUAAGCUAACAUUAACACUUAGUUCUCAUUUAGAGCAAAAUGGUAACUUAGGGGAAGUGUAGGUGGGCAUUUUCCCAGACAGUUUUCAGUUAUAGCAAAAUGCUUAAUAAACUGACUUUAACAACAGAAAGUUGGGCAACAAUUGAUACCCUGACCAAAGUAUAAGAGGGGAGGUGGGGUUGAUGGAACCCCUCCCUAUAGUUUUUAUGUGUUGCAGUAUUUCCAAACGAUAAUGCAUUCAGUGGAAAGCCUUCGAUCCGGUCAAAAAGAUGAGGUAUAUUUUUGUAUGGAUGGUGGCGCUGCUGGAGGCCUGUGACGUCACCCAACAUGCUGGUCAUCUUGGCCGCCAUCAUAAUCGUAGAAAGAAUAUCCUCCAUUCUUUUGCAAACUCAAAAAAAUAGCAAAGUCAUACCUGGCAAUUUAAAUUAACAGUGUUUAUUUUUUGCUAUAGAUGUCUUUGAAGCGUUUCUUCGUAAGGCUUACGAACAUGGGAUUCAAGAUCACCCUGGUGUUCUGGCCAUUAAGGCCGUAGGAGGCCUUCUAACUGAAGUUGGCUGUGACGUAAAAUUAGAUGGUAAUUAUUUACUUAAGAAUUAUACUUCUUUAUCCCUUCUUUAGCCCGAAAAGGCUACCUUUUUCAGGCUUCAGGUAUAUGAAAGGGUAGAGAUUUCACCUUUUGAGCUAUAUAAAAAGGUGGGGAAACUUGUCAUUUUGGUUGUAAAAAGGUCCAAAAGAGCUAUCAGAUGCAUUUCAUGGCCGUGUAAAGGUGGAGAAAACACUUUGGUUUCGUGAUUUGCUCAUAUCUUAAAGACUUUGAAUUUACAGUAGUUAAAAGGGAUGGAAAAAAACUAAACUAGGUAAUAGGAAAGGGAUUUUUUUAAAUCUCAAAUAUAGUACAUAAAAGGGUUAGGCGUUGGACCUACAGUAGCUCGGUGCGGAGUUUCCCCGCAUAAAACUUUGUUGAAUACACCUCCGGAACAGAUUAGUAAUAAUGUAGUAUCAAGGCCAAUUCAUUUAUGUGCCUUUUUGAGUAAAUUUUACCGUUCUUUAUUAUUCUGAUUACCAUUCAGGUCUGCUUGGAAAAAUUGGGGAAAUGAUAGCCAAACAUGAUCCAGAUGCUGACUUCGUAGCGGGAUUUCAGGACAAAGUUAUUUCCUUUCUCUAUGACAGGAAGAACAAAAAGUGCACAACAGGUGUGUGAUUACUAUCCCGUUCACGCUUUGAACCGUAUCUAAUAUAUAGAUUUAGCCAGGGCUAAAAGCGAAGCUCCCGUUAAUAAAUUCAUAAUUUAAAUCAAACAAUAAACUUGUAAUCCACAGAUCAGGGCACAUUCAUUUGACUUUUGAGGCAAAGGCUGAGUGAUUUUAGAGAAAACUCAGAAUUUGACCGUCCAAGAGUGAAACAAAUUUUACAUCAAGUUAUUUGUACACCGAAAAAUAGCAAUCAUGUUCGAUCACAGUAGAUUAGGCCUCGAAAACAAAUAGACCUAUUCGUGUAUUGUAUUUGCAUUAGCUGUAGCAUCAUAGUGUGGCAUUCACCAGUCUCUCCAACAUUGCUCCGUUAGAGAGACUAUGGAUAAUUGGACAACCCCGAAAUAUAAUUUCAAGAAACACAUGCGCCACGAUAGUCCUUGGUGGCAGCCAAUUUACACGUUGCAUUCCUCUGUUUAAAAGACUGAAAAGAGAGGCCAAAAUAAAAAUCAGGCCAGAUUUUUGUGUUCGACAAGUUUAGUUUACUAGUAAAUCUUGGCGACGAGUCUGGUGGCGUGUAUACCAGCCUUUUAAACAUACGUUUUCUUAUCACGUCUCAGAGACCUCGGACAGAAUUUGUUCUUUUUUGCCCUAUUUAAACCUAUAAUCCUGCAGUUUUUCACAAUUUUGCAAGACAAUUUGCACUCAUUCAAUAUCCACGACGAUCAAAGCACGCGCUUCCUUUGCACAACAAAUUAUAGCAUUGAAUUAUAAAACGUUUUCUGUAAGAAAAAUCUGGUCCUAUGUGAUAUGCGGGGUAAUAAUUAUGGGCUUUUAAUGAAAACGAUAAAAAAAAUUCCCAAAAUCACUUUUCGGCCAGCCGGACGGGUUCUCACUUUUGACAGGCACCAAAUUUGCAGUGCGAUUAAUAGAGUUACCAUUUACGCUUCAACAUGAUAGAGAAAUUGUUAUGUUUAGGUUUUAUUUCCCUUUAUUCAUUAAACUGUGUAUGAUUUUGUUAUGUGUAAUCUUUAAAAGCGAGUGAUAUUUACGCGCGGCGUUUUGAGUAUUCCUACAUGCGAUGUUUAUGUUCGACUGGAAACAACCGGUGCAGCGAUGAAAAUUGCGAGAGGGGCUACUAACAAUCAAUAAAAUAAGUUUAAUUCGGUGAAACAUGUACAGAGACAAUAAUUUUCAUUCACGAAGAGAAGCAUUGAUAGUAAAGUGUCUCAGAAAAUCAUGAGUCAGGCAAGCAUAAGCUUAUUUAUGUUUUAAGCCGGCUUCCCGGUGUUCGCUCUUUUUCAAGACGAACUCGAGGCAUGAAAAUCGCUCAGAGCUUUCUGUUUACAGCCAAAAUCAUAACUAAAUAAUCUUCGGGACCUUUUCUUUGAAUUUGCGGGUCAAAAAAUGUCUAAAGGCUUUUUAAACCUGAUACUAUUGUAGGUUAGAUCAUUGCUCGUGUUUUAACUUAAGCCGCAUAAACCAUACGCUCGAAAAAAAAAAAACAUCAGAAACAAUAAUGGCUCAAGCUUACCAGUCGAGAUGCUGCUUCUGAAGGUCAUCAAGUGCUCCAGAAUCGCUUGAGACUUUUCAACCUUCUUACGCCUCAAGCAAGGGCAAGUGAGUAAGCUCAUUUCUGAAAACGAUGCUAUCCGAAAUCGGAUUUCCAAUGACUUUGACAAGCGGUGCAUUUGUCAAAAAAAGCGCAAUAAACAAACCAGCCACGAAUUACAGAACAAUCUUGAUAGCAGCUGUUUUUCAUUUUGUACACCAAGUAGAAAAAGACAGUUUAAAACAUCACAAGAUGACACAAAACUCUCUCAGCUCCAGCUAUCAGUAAGCAAGUUUCCAGACGCUGCAAAAAUUUUCCGCAUAAACUCACCUGUCAAAUUUUGACCAAUCAGAACAUAAAAAUUGGACGUAGAGCGUGAUCAACGCGUGACAGUGAAAAAAGUCAGAAGCGAUUGCCUUCCCUGCAUGUAAAUGUAAAAGCCGGUUGAAUUUUCGUGUCCGAGAUCAGUUCGAAAUCAACAUUUUAAAACAGUGGCUCUUGAAACACGACUUAUUUCAUAUGCAUUUUAAAAAAAUUGAACUUGAGCCUGCGAUCAUUUGAAAAGUAGCAACUUGUCAGCGAAUACCUUCAAAAUAUUACUCGAACUCAGAGGGUCGAUACCUGAGCCCGCGAUACGGUCAGGCGAUACUGGUCAGCAGAAACACUGUUUUGACAGCUGUCAAUUAAUCAAAACAUGGAUGUACAAUAUCAGGUUGCGGGCUCCCAAACUAGCUAGAAAGUGUGAGAUUAAACAUUGGUAUGCCUGUGGUGCGGACGGACGGAAGGUCGGGUGGUCGGUGUACGGUCACGUGAUUGCCGAAUUUUCUAUAAAUAGAUUUUCUAUAAAGCUAUGGGGCUUCGAAUUGAGCCCGUGAUCAAAUAAAAUAUCAGCGCAAAACUUUAAACACUACGUGACCUCAAUAGAUAGAAAAAUGAGCCCGCGAUCCACUCAGGUGAUGAUGGUCAGCGUAUACUCUAGUUUGACAGCUGUCAAUUAACCUUCAUUAGAAUGGCGAAUAUUCGAAUUAACAGACUACGAGUGUGAGUAGGACAUUUCCGUCCGGAAUGUAGUGGAAAAUGCCAGAUCGUGUACCUGAGCGAGCCUGAGCCCUCGUUAUCAGUUUUCUGAAAGCGGUCUGCACGUGUCCCAUUUUGACAGCUGUCAAUUGUCCUUAAUUUGGCUUGCCAAUGUAACUUUAAACGACUGUCAGCCAAUUGACAGCCUUGCCCGCCGUAGUUUCGUUUUUAUUUUGAAUUGGUAAGUGUGACAUAUUAUAUCAGCUUAUAUAUAGGGGCAAAACGACUAGCCUUUUAUCUGAGCCCGCGAGACGGUCAUGUGAUAAUUGUCAGCGGAUGUCUGAUUUUGACAGCUGUCAAUCUAAUCGUACACAUACGGAUGGCUUACAUAACUAAGAGGCUAAUCAAGUUGUGCAAGAUCUAUUGUGACAUUUGACAUCGGCUUACAUGAAGUGUGUGUACGGACGGGCGUACGCUACGUCAUAACCAAAUUUUCUGGGAUGGAUAGUUUACCAAAUUUUCUUACCCAUGGUGCUCCGCUGCGCGCGCGCUUCGCGCGCGCGGGAGCUCCGCUAUAAUUCGCCCCAUGUAACGGGGAAUCCUGUUUCCGGAAUCCGGGAAAUUUAUGCUUGUGGAAUCUGUAAUGCAGCAUAUUUUUGCUGUGAGAUCCGGAAUCCUGGGCAUUGGAAUCCAGUACACAAGGAAUCUGGAAUCCGGAGUCCGGGUUCCACUGAGAAAGAAUCCAAAAUCCAACGCACUUUUGGAUUCGUUUUUGUCAUCUCGUAUAUAGUCCUCGUUAUUCAAUGUGAAUUUCUUUUGUAUUGCAGGAUUAGUGGAAUCUCUUUCGCCAGGCCAAAGCAUCAAGGAACGAUACCUGAAUCUCGUAUUUACCCGAUGCCAAGAAGGUAACCCUUUACUUGCAUUAAAAUUAUAUUAGGAAUUUUGCGAUGAGCUUUUCAUUUGGAAAUCCUACUCUACCGAACUUUUUCUCUUAGUCAACCCUUAAUCGCUUCCAAAAACUUUGUCAACGACAAAAGAAAACUUCCUUGUUCUGCUGAUUAGAACUAAAACCCAGUAAAAUUUACUGUAAUAUUCUAAUUUAUUUUUUUUCCUAUUUUAGUGAGACUCGUCCGCUUUGCUGCCGAUACCGUCGUUAAUGUAAGUAGAAAUAGAUGCAGUCAUCUCAGAUGACUCUUUACACUCUUUCUGAUAAAAAAAGUGGAAAAAAACGACACCAACAAGAUAGCCGAUUGUUCCUCUGUACAGCUAUACUUUAUACAAAAGAGUUAAGAGUUGUACAUCUUUUAUACAAGCAAACAGUCACAUUGAAGUAGCCCUUUAGAUGAAAAUUCGACAGUUUUCGAGCAUUCUGUAGUGGACGAGAUAAGACAAGACCAGAACUUUAUACCACAAUAAAAAGGAGAGAGAGAAAAAAAGAAUACUUAUGAAAAGUAAAACAAACACCUAAAAAUCGCUUAAAGAGCUAUCUAGCUUGGAGCAUUAUCGACUGUUUCAAUACAUAUAAGAGGUCCUUAAAAGUUGUUUGAUUGGAGGACACGCACACACACGCCCCCAUGUACAUGGACCACAUGAGAAAUGACCCUGCAGUUUACUUAUACAUUUUUUUUCAGGCAAUCCAUCUUGGCAAAAAAAUACAAUUUCUGCAAGGGAUUGCUCAUAAACGCUAUAUAGGUAUGUGUACUUUACAGCAUAGGGAUUUGCUCUCUUAGCUCCUUACCUCGAUCAUACCCUAGAAUAAAUAUUUGAGACCUUACUUUAUGAGGGUUAACUAUCAGCAAGUUGUACCCAACAUGAAUAGAUAAAUCAUAUCUGAGCUUAUGCAAGUAGCAACAGAUCAAUUUAUCACAUUGCCAUUCGCAUUCUUGAAAAACUUUAAAAGAAUUGUCUUUUGGGGCCGUGGAAGAGAAUGUCAGUGGCAUGACCCAGAAUCGAUUGCUACAUGUGAAAAUUGAACUGGUUUCACUCACUAAAAUGUAAACGUUGUCAAUUCGUCGUUGUUUUCACAUGGACCCUAUCUAACGCAAGGCCCACAUGUAUAGAAGAGUAAUAUAGUUAAAUUGAUCACUCUGAUGUGUUUAAGACUCGGUAGAAAAUUUCUCAGAGGCUCUUCGCUUAAGGUUUCGAGGGAGGCUAGUCUUAGUUUACUAAUUUGCUCUCAAGACAUAUACCUUGAAAGUAGUUGGUUGUUAUGAUAGUGAAAUAUGGGAUCAAACGAACUACAGCCAAACCUUCAAGAACAAACUUGUAGCCACUUUGUAAAGUUUUUUCCCCUCCGAUUGUUUGCUGAAAAUUUCAUCCUCCAAGGCCCGGUUCCUGAAAGACCUAUUAGCGCUAAUCCAGAAUUAAAAUUUUGUUCCGUUGUUGCUUAGAGUACCAUUUUGUUCUAUCAUUACCGUAUAUCAGAGUAAAGGUUCAACAAUAUUUUGUAAGCUCGAGUUGCAUGUUCUAAGACAGGAAAACCGUGUUUAAAAUUUUGGCUUAAUUGUGGGUUAAAUUUAACCAUCUUCGAGGAAUCGGGCCCUGGCCUCUGUUAAUAGCGGCCAGCUGGUGGCCACUUAUAAGAGCCUCGUAAAGGGGUUCCACUGUGGGAUCCCGAUCUAGAACUUAAUUUUUUUUAUAUAAAAAAGGAAAGGUUGUCCCGGGUAAAUUAUUUUAAAUUCCUUACUUUUGAUGUAAAAAUGUUCAUUCGCUUUAACUGAGUUGUCUUCAUCUACUUCUCUUUUCAAAGAAAUGGCUAAGACGGUUGGAGCCCUUAUGCGCUCUGGUGAGUUUGACGCAGCACAUGAACGUGUUGGAGAGUUUACACUGGGAGAAAUAAGAAGAGGUUUCCUUGUGGGUGUCGCUGUUCACAAGUUGCUGUCUGCUCCACGACCUACCGUACCUAAACCAUCUGGCCCAAGACCUUCCCGUCCAAAGCCAUCUGGCCCAAGACCUUCUGGCCCUCAACCCUCUGGCCCGGCACCUUCUGGCCCUCAACCCUCUGGCCCCGCACCUUCUGGCCCUCAGCCCUCUGGCCCGGCAACUUCUGGCCCUCAACCCUCUGGCCCGGCAACUUCUGGCCCUCGACCCUCUGGCCCGGCAACUUCUGGCCCUCGACCAUCUCGCCCGGCAUCUUCAGGUCCUCAGCCAUCUGGCUCACCACCCAGUUCAGGUAGCCCCCAGAAAAGAGCCACGUCUCUGGAGGAGGAAUCUUACUUAGAUCGUCUCAUGAGGCUGGCUAAAAGAAAACGUAUUUAUCACUAG